AUGUAUGGUGAACAAUGUUCAUCUAUCGACGGAGUUUCAGAUGAGAUACCUCCUAUAUUUGUGAACUGUUCCAAAUAUUUUAUCACAGGGAAAGACGAAAUUUAUGCAGAUUGUCCAAUCAAAAAUGGAACAGAUCCAUGUUAUCUAUUAAAGGAACUUCAUCGAUCUGAUUCCUUUAGUGACUAUUUCUUAGCUAUAUUGCCUAUAAUUUUUUCAAUAGUUGCAUUUAUAUUUAAUAUUUGUUAUCUGAUAGCCCAGAUAAAAUGUUUCAGAUUUGAAACAAUGGGAUUCAAAAAACGAGAAGCAUUUCUCAUGAGCCGAUCUUUGUCAAUUAUUGUUGCCAAUUUGUUGUUCUAUGUUGUCAUUAUUGUUUGGAAAGUCAAUGGAUUCAAUUAUACGUCAGCCAUGAUUUUUAUUUUAGUUGGUAGUAGCACAUUUAUGUCAGUUACAGGUACAUAUAUAACACUAACAAUUGUCUUAUAUCUAGCAGUUGCUCAUCAUAUUUCGUAUAUGACAACUGUUACUCUUAAACAUUGUUGGCUUCUAAUAGCUUUGAUUUGGUUCCUUUCAACAGUUUCCUCGGUGUUUGUUGCUCUGUUCGGAGCAACUCUCUUUUAUCCGGACUCGGCUCCGAUAUCAUGUUCGUUUGAAUCUUGUCAAAGACCCCUUGCUAUCAGUAUUGUGGUAACUCUAUCCAUUUGUUAUGGGACUGUCAUUGGGCUCUACAUUGCAAUGAUGACAAGACUUCAUCGAUUGGUUCGAAAGUCUUCUCUGGUUCAGGCACGAUCUAAUUCUAAUAGUAUGAUUGCCAUGCGUCGUUUGAGCCUGAACAUGAUUACAUUUGCUGUCGGGAGUAUUCCAAUCCUUGUAGUUUGCAUUGUUGCUCUAGCGAAUCUUCGUGAAUUAUCAUCUUUGGGAGAAGGAUGUAAAAGUCCUUGCAAAGCAUUUCUAUACAGUUAUCUGUUCAUUGAUGUUGAAAUGUUGGCUAGUAUAGCAGCAAUCGUAUGGUAA
This is a messenger RNA of Caenorhabditis briggsae, 1011 nucleotides long. Gene Ontology annotation, cellular component: membrane. Gene Ontology annotation, biological process: G protein-coupled receptor signaling pathway. The transcript has 7 exons. Bases 1 to 1011 code for a protein of 336 amino acids. The record is from RefSeq and is a predicted model, not a curated record. Gene Ontology annotation, molecular function: G protein-coupled receptor activity. NCBI's taxonomy places the organism in Eukaryota, Metazoa, Nematoda, Chromadorea, Rhabditida, Rhabditidae.